CACCAUCGCUGCAGGUUUCUCGAAUGGUUACAUCGGACUGUGGCGUCUUACGACUAUCUCACCUCUGUUGCUCAAUGUACGGAUGAAUACAAAAUUUAUAAAUGUUUAUCAACAUUUCUUUGCUCAUUACAAUGCAAUUACUAUGAUAGCAUUUGUUCCGUAUGAUAAAAGUCGAUUCCUCGCUUCCGCGAGUGUAGAUAAAUCGUAUAAAUUUUGGGACUUGGAAGAAACGAGUGCACCGCAAAGUUACAUAAAAAAAGGCAUAGUAUCGAAUGGUGCAUGGAUGAUGAAUUGGCCAUGUGCAAUUCUUAGUUUCGACGAUGCACUUGG
Molecule: messenger RNA, 330 nt
Organism: Atta colombica
Lineage: Eukaryota; Metazoa; Arthropoda; Insecta; Hymenoptera; Formicidae
Product: general transcription factor 3C polypeptide 2-like
Exons: 2
Biological process (GO): transcription by RNA polymerase III
Cellular component (GO): transcription factor TFIIIC complex
Molecular function (GO): protein binding
Source: RefSeq, a predicted model, not a curated record